AUGGCAGAGAAGCUGGGUUCUCUGAGCGAAGAGCCCGAAGCGCAGGAGCCCGCUGGAGGGCAGGACAAGUCUUCAAAGAAGACGGGAGAUUUGCUGGCAAUCGUGAAGAAACUUCAAAAAGAGGGAAGCCUGGAGCCGCAGAUUGGGGAUCUGAUUAACCGGAUCAAUGAGCUUCAGCAAGAGGCGGUGAUGAUCCUCCGACAGCACUGCCAGGAGUGGGACACUGAGGCGCCGAGGUUGGAUGUGGAAGAGCAGCUGGAGGAUCUGAUGGACCAGCACAAGGACCUCUGGGAGUUCCAUAUGCUGGAGCAGCGACUGGCCCAGGAGAUUGGCAUUCUAGAGCGCAGCAAGGAGCAGCUGCUGGCAGAGAGGACCAUGCUUCAGGCCAGGCUGCAGGAGGUGGAGCAACGGCUGCUCUCGGCCCGGGAAGUUCAGGGCGCCCCUGCAGAGAAGCUUGGGCUGAAGGCGGAGUUUGAGAAAUUCGAGGGACAAACCGGGAGUGCCAAAGUCCCUGAGGUCCGCAGAGAAGAGGCUGGCCACCAGCUCCCUUCCACCCACAAUGAAGAGGACUUGGAGCAGCAGGUGGAGCUGGCCCCAAUGUCCCCCUAGGCCAGUAAGACCCCUUCCAUCCUGUCUCGACCUUCCUUCAAGGCCUGCCAAAAAAUAAAAGUGGUGAUUUCAGAUUGUC
Molecule: messenger RNA, 688 nt
Organism: Marmota flaviventris (yellow-bellied marmot)
Lineage: Eukaryota; Metazoa; Chordata; Mammalia; Rodentia; Sciuridae
Source: RefSeq, a predicted model, not a curated record